This is a messenger RNA of Salmo salar (Atlantic salmon), 512 nucleotides long. NCBI's taxonomy places the organism in Eukaryota, Metazoa, Chordata, Actinopteri, Salmoniformes, Salmonidae. The record is from RefSeq and is a predicted model, not a curated record.
UGCUGGGAGGUGCUGGUUGCUAAGAAACCGGAAACUCACGAGAUCACUGUGUUUCCACUUUUGACAAGACAACCAGCGAUAAGAAGUGUAGCUAAUGUUUUUGAUUCUGUAGUUUCUCUACUAAUGUCUAUGUUAAAGUGCCAUUGAUAGCUAUUAUCCACUCAGACCCUGAGAGGCAGUCUGAGGCCACCAUGUCUUCGUUCUCCCAGAAGGGGUCCCCUCGCUGCCAGGCUGGCCCAGGGAGAGAGGAGGUGACUGGGGCCCGACAGCAGAUGACCCUCCCAUUCGCCAUGUCCCUGGGCCAUGUAGACCCAGAGGCAUUGAGAGCCAGGUUGAUCUCAGUAGCCCCGAGCCAGGCACAACGCAACCCGGACGCCCUGGUCUUCACACACACCACCAAGGCCCAGGAACGCAGGAGGGCAGGGCAGAGACCCGUACCGCUGGAGAUACUGCCAGUCCUGAAGAAGUACCAGGACCACAAGCAGCCAGAGUUCAUCCACAGGCAGAACCGG